Plutella xylostella (diamondback moth) is the source of this 3814-nucleotide messenger RNA. NCBI's taxonomy places the organism in Eukaryota, Metazoa, Arthropoda, Insecta, Lepidoptera, Plutellidae. The record is from RefSeq and is a predicted model, not a curated record.
GCGAGUACUACUGCCAGUCUCGCGCCCCGCUCCGCCGCGCCGCCACGCGCCCGCCGCGCCGACCGACAUCCCACAUAAACAACUGACUAUCAUCACAUUCUCGGAACACGGACCACUAUUUCUUGAAAACUACAGUAUUCCCCGCACAUCCCCAACGUGCCAGUGACAGUGUUUGUGUGACAACAGCGGUUUUUUGCUAGAAAGUGCGCGUCUACCUGGAAGGGUGUUUCUUCUGCUCGCUGGCAGUGAUGCGGUGACGCGAUGCGGGCCCCGCCGGCGUGGUGCGCGGCGCUGCUGCUGGCCUGCGCCUCCGCGGCCGCCUACACCGUGGACUGCAACCACGAGUACACGGACUGCGAGAAUGAACUCAAUAAGCAACAAACCGUUGAAGACUACGAAUCUUCAACAUCGCAGACAGAAUCAGCAACAGUUACAACAGAGUCAACGCCCAAACUACCAGACCGAACCACACCAAAGAUUAUCCCAUCAACCACUCACGCUCCAGAACUAGACCCGUUCUUAGAAUCAGAAGUAGAGAAAUCCACUAAAGACCCGCACAAACUAACAAUAGACGAACUACAAACGUUUGCUAGUCUCUUACACAAUCAAACAACUUCGUUCCCUAAAGGCAAAGCAUUGGACUUAAGUGAUAUAAGCUUAGAUAGUGAUGAAGAAGAGAAAGUGGAUAAGGAUGAUAAGAAAUUGCAAGAGAAGCUGUUUCCCAAGAUGGAAGCGCCGUUUGGUAACCUGAUGGCGACAGACAAGUCUGAUGAGCUGGACGGGACCUGCAAGGAGAUGGGAAACGUUUAUAAGAUUGGAGACAAGCUCGACCGCGGCUGCGAGGAGUCGUGCGAGUGCGCUCCCGGAGGCAGCUUCGACUGCUCCCCGCGCUGCAAGCACCCGUACGUGCGGCGCGGCCGGCGACUCGGCGACCCGCUGUGCUUCGAGUCACCGGUUGACGACUGCUGCUCGAUUAUUGCUUGUGCUACAGGGAAUAAUGAUGGAUCUCAAAAAGGUCCCACAGACGGAUGUCAUCACGGGAACGAGAGCUACGUCGUCGGCCAGAAGUGGAACAUUGGCUGUGAGCAGACCUGCUCUUGUGAUGCGAAAAACGUUGUUACUUGCAAACCCAGAUGCGCCCCUCUGAAGACUUCAGACAAGUGCAUCGCGGUAGCGGACCCGCGUGACGCGUGCUGCCAGCUGCAGGUGUGCGACGUGUCCGAGGACGCGCACGAGGAGCCCGAGAACGUCACCAGCUCCACCACCAGCACCACUGAACAGUCACAGUUCCAACCGCUCGCACCGACGCCGCUCCCUGAAGACAAUGAGUACCACUAUGAGAAAGAAGAAGAACUAAUCAGAAAUAAUGAUGACCGACUACCAGCCAAUGACAAAGAAGCAGACAGAAGAACAGAACUAUACACGAACAAGCCCCCAAUGGCACAAAGACCCCUGGUUUUAAUGGAGCCAAUAGGUUCCGUCACUGUGCUUCAAAACCAAACAGUCCAAGUUAACCUCAUCCACCCUAAUAACACCAAAGACCCUAUACAUUUACUACUGAGCAGCGAUGGCGGUAAAAGUUACAAAGACAUAGAACUCAAAUAUUCCAAUUUAAUCCUAAAUCUUGAUGGAGGAAAGGACUACGUUUUGAAAACUAAGGAAACGGGGACUAAGUUUAAUUUUACGGUGACUGCUUCGGACACUGGUGUUGACAUGAGUGAGUUGCAACAGUCGAAACAAAACGACUCUAUUACCGGAUGCCUUCAUGAGGGCAUUAUGUAUGCAAUUGGCGAAGAAUACCACAUCGGCUGCACAGAGCUCUGCGAGUGUGUCGGCCACAACCGCAGCGAGUGCGCGGCGCUGGCGUGCCCCAGCCACGUGGGGCUGGAGCUGGUGUCGCGCGGCUGCGUGCAGUGGGCGCCCGGCCCCGCGCCGCGCCCGCCCAACUGCUGCCCUCGCGCCGCCCGCUGUCUUAGUGACGGGAGCUGCAAACUAGCGGGGCAUACCAUCCCGAACUGGAGCGAGGUCCCGAUCACCCUCACCGGGUGCGAGCAGCGCUGCUUCUGCGAGAACGGCGAGCUGGACUGCCAGGACGUGUGCUCCCCCCUCCCGCCGCUGCCCCCGCAGACGCUGCGGUGCCCCCCCAUGUUCAGGCCUGCCCCCGUGAAUGUGUCAGACGAGGAUUGUUGCAAGAAGUGGGGAUGCGUGUCUAAUGUUCCAGGAGCGCCACCGGUCUUGACCACCACAGGACCUCACAUGCCUCAACUGCCAGUGUUCCUGCCAACUAUACCUCCUGAAGAACCUGAAUACCCUCAGGAAGACCUGGCGGAUUACGACCAGAACAACGUGCACCGCCCAGUGCUGCCAGACCAUGUCCCCAACCCACAUCUGCCUCCACCUAUCCCCCCGCACACGCUGCCUCCGCCGCCGAAGUAUGGGGAUGAUAACAAGAAGCUAUCGGUCAUUUCGCUGGAGUCUGAUUCGCCGACGAGCAUCAAGAUGCUGUUUGGACUUCCGCCGGUGCUUGUCGGGUUGAGGGGAAGUGUGGAUCUGCGGUAUACUGAUAAACCUGACGAGGACGUAUCCCGCUGGUACUCCCAAGUCUUCGCGCCUACUGACGAGAUCCUCAGCACAUCUCGCCUGGAGUUCCAGCUGAACGGCCUGAAGCCAUCCACUACCUACCGCGUGCGCGGCAAGCUGUAUCUGCACAACCUGCCCGUGGAGCCCGAGAGUGCCGUGUAUAGUGUCACUACUAGAGAUGCUCCGAGGGUGGAAGAGAAGCGUAGACCAGUGGACUGCAAGCUGACAGUGGUGGAGGUCAAUGACACCGCGGCGCACGUCAUCUGGAGGCACUUCUCUGAAGACGAACUGUUGCUGAUCGAUGGUAUUCAAGUCAGAUACCGUCCAGUGGGCACACCCAUCUAUCUGAUGACGGAGCUGCUGCACCACAGCCGCUCCACCGCGGAGCUGGCGGACCUGCGCCCCGGCAGCCGCUACGAGGCGUCGCUGGUGCUGGUGCCGCCACCCCGGGCCGUCGUGGAGCUGUUCGACCCGACUAGUGUGGAGUUUGUCACGCAGCCUUAUAUUGACCCCUACAACUGGUCCGUCACCAUCGAAGCAGCCUCCGUCGGGUCCACCUCAGCAUCUAUCACCUGGCGCGGGGUGCCCUCCCCCCCGGAGCGGUGGGUGCGCGUGUACCGCGGCGCGCACGCGUGCGGCGGCGGGCGCGGGCGCGAGCACGACGCGUUCCAGCUGGCGGCGAGGGACACGCGGACCGAGCUGCUGCUGGCUGGCAUGGAGCCUGAUACUAGAUGCCGAGUGUGGCUGGAGUUAUUCCUGACUAACGGGAAGGUGAAGACCAGUAAUGUGCUGGAGAUCAUGACGAAGCCAGCUGAUUCAGACUCUCCUGUGGAUAACGAGAUAGAGCAGGCAUCAUCGCUGGGCGCGCGCGGGGGGCCUACCACCACGCGGGGCGACUACUACGGCUCGCUGGUGGUGGUGGGCGUGGUGGCGGCGCUGGGGGCAGUGACCUCGCUGCUGCUGCUGCUGAUUGUUGUCAGGAGGCACCGGCCGCGGUCUGUGCCUAUUACUAGCGUGCCAUCGGCCCCUCGGGACUCGUCGUUACCUCCGUACGACAACCCCGCGUACAAACUAGAGCUGCAACAGGAGACUAUGGACCUUUGACAAUUAAGUUCCCGUGGCCCCCUGAACGGGCACGGGGUGCGGGAGCGCGCCGUGGACGUGCCCAACGAGCGCGCCGUCGACGUGCCCGGGGCCAACGGGAACUGCCGGGACGCCUGCUUGUAGGACAUCC